AUGUUUCUCAAGGUGUCGUUCUGCGUCUUGUACAUGCACAUAUUUCUACCCUCGCGGGUCCUCAAAUCAUUAUGCAUCGCCCUCAUCAUACUGCUGAUCAUGGAGUUCGUCGAAGAGAUCAUAGUGGUCAUUCUACAGUGCCGACCCGUGCAGGCGGCAUGGGAUCCAACCAUCCCUGGCCGCUGUUUGAAUAUGACCCUGUUCUACUACGUCAGCUUCGGCAUCAAGUUGGCGACGGACAUUGCAAUAUUCGUUCUGCCAAUUCCUCCCUUGCUCCGGCUCAGGGUUCGGGGCCUCCAGAAGUUCGGGGUUAUCCUAAUGUUCGCUCUGGGGUUGCUAGUCUGCGUGACUAGCAUUAUUCGCGUGACUUACAUUAAAAACUUCAAUCCAGACCAUACAUGGUUUCUAGUUGCUCCACUCAACUGGUCCGCGGUGGAAGUCUGCGUUGCAAUAUUCAUAUCCUGCCUACCCUCACUCAAGACCUUGAUUACGCUCCAUUGGCAAAUCGCCAGCCGUGUCGCCUCGAGUAACAGGGAUAGCACCACCGAUUCUCUGUGCACCCGGAUCCGCACCUUUUUCCUGGGAAGUGGCAAAGAGGCGGACCAUGAGCAGCGGCAUAUGUCUCCUGAUGGAAUUGCUGGCGUCGAUAUUCCUCUUUCAGAGAACAAUGCCCGUACGGUAGACAGCGCUUCCAGUAAUUUUGUGGGAGAGGUAUGA
Molecule: messenger RNA, 717 nt
Organism: Aspergillus fischeri NRRL 181
Lineage: Eukaryota; Fungi; Ascomycota; Eurotiomycetes; Eurotiales; Aspergillaceae
Product: putative integral membrane protein
Exons: 4
Coding region: 1-717 (238 amino acids)
Source: RefSeq, a predicted model, not a curated record